This is a messenger RNA of Prorocentrum cordatum, 906 nucleotides long. Lineage: Eukaryota; Dinophyceae; Prorocentrales; Prorocentraceae. The record is from the annotation of a GenBank genome assembly.
AUGCCGGCCAGUAUCGGGCCGAAGCGCUACCUGGACUUCCGGGGCGAAGGCGCCUGUGCCUGCCUGCCGCCACCGUCGACGCUGCAGCUCGCAAGCAGCGGUUCCAUCGACACUGCAGCCCAGGUGGACAUCGACUAUGGCAGCGCCGCGUCGGAGAGGCCCGGGAGCCUCGCGGGGCCAGUCCGGGUCCAGGGCAGCGGCGACGGGGCGCGAGCGGAGGUGCACCCCAGCAAGGGAGCGCCUGAGAGAGGAGCCGCCGAGCCCGCGCCGACCGCGGCGGCCAUGGCGGCCCCGCCGCCGCCGUGCUGCUCGGGGGGGCCCGUGCGAGCGGUGCGCGACUUCUGCCGCGCGCGCCUGCGGCCAGGCGGCGGCGGCGAGGGCGCGUGGCCGAAGCGGCUGUACCUGGUGAGGCACGGCCAGAGCGACGCGGUGGCGGAUAACGCCCACUACGAGCAGCACUCGCAGGACCCGAUGGACAUGUGGGACGCCCCGCUGACCGCCGUCGGGCGCGAGCAGGCGGCGGCCCUGCGGCCGGCGUUCGAGCGGGCGGGCCGCGUGGACCUCGCGGCCACGUCGCCGCUGACCCGGGCGAUGGAGACGUGCAUGCUGGCGAUGCCGGCGUGCUCUGGGGCGGCCGCGCGGUACCUGGUGGUGCCGGAGGCCGCGGAGCAUCUGGAGGCCUCCUGCGACAUCGGGCGCCCCGGCUCGGAGCUCCGGCGCGCGUUCCCGGAGCUGCCCCUGCAGGACCCACGAGGGUGUGGUGGUACGUCCCGCCGGACUGCAGCCGCGAGGGCCUCACCCCGGAGGGCUCGCGCGCGCUCUUCGCCCACAGGGGCGGCGGGAGCCGCGCGCCGCCUUCGAGCGGCGCGUGGACGCCUUCGCGGCGUGGCUCGCGGGCCGGCCUGA